GCAAGAUCCAGAUAGGUACGCCAACUCAACCUCUUACAGUAAUUAACAGACCAUCACAAGUGAAGCCUAUAGUACGAGUUCAACAAGGUCAAGGGUUAAUGCAAGGUCAAGUAAGUUCUGGUGGUAGCUUGGUACAGACACAAAUAAUGGGCACCAAUCAACAGGUUACCAUGGUACCAGCCCCAGGCGGACAGACACUUUUACAAAAUAUUAACCCUCUAAAGAGAAAAAUAGACGAUGACUAUGAUACUUGA
Molecule: messenger RNA, 254 nt
Organism: Ruditapes philippinarum (Manila clam)
Lineage: Eukaryota; Metazoa; Mollusca; Bivalvia; Venerida; Veneridae
Product: transcription initiation factor TFIID subunit 9B-like
Biological process (GO): DNA-templated transcription initiation; RNA polymerase II preinitiation complex assembly
Cellular component (GO): SAGA complex; transcription factor TFIID complex
Molecular function (GO): protein heterodimerization activity; RNA polymerase II general transcription initiation factor activity; transcription coactivator activity
Source: RefSeq, a predicted model, not a curated record